Messenger RNA from Ornithodoros turicata, 582 nucleotides. RefSeq lists its product as uncharacterized. The record is from RefSeq and is a predicted model, not a curated record. NCBI's taxonomy places the organism in Eukaryota, Metazoa, Arthropoda, Arachnida, Ixodida, Argasidae. Bases 1 to 582 code for a protein of 193 amino acids. Gene Ontology annotation, molecular function: zinc ion binding; nucleic acid binding. The transcript has a single exon.
AUGCGUUCCCUACCGGAAGAUAUCGCUGUUCUUUACAGACAGCGCUUGAAGACGCAAGAUAAACAAGAUGCACCGUCCAGCUCCGCAGCAGGCUCUCGUGCCGAAGAAGUGAACACUGUCAUGGAAUUUCUGAGGGUCCAAGUGGAGAGCCGAGAGGAGACCAAGGCAGCACGCGUGAAAGAAAACUCGAAUCUCGCAUCAACCGAACUAGUGCAUUCACGGAGCUCCUCCCACCUUCCGUCUGCUUUGGCGUUAGCUACAGGGUCCGUCCCUCUCGACCAGCUCACGUGUCCUUUGUGUGACCAGUCUGGUCACACAACCCAGGAGUGCCACGCCUCCUUAUCAGCCGAUGAGAAGCGAAGGAGACUGUCAACAAGGCGUUGCUGUUUCAAGUGCGGCGAGCGUGGGCACAUGGCUCGUCAGUGCCGCACUGCAGCGACACUGAAAUGUCGGGCCUGUUCAAGCCGCCAUCUGACGGUACUGUGCGACCUAUGGAAGCGACCUGACGCAAGGUGUCCACAACCGCCAUCCGCCCUCGGGGCCUCGAACAUCCAGUCCACAUCUGGACCACAGAGCUACUAA